Dichomitus squalens LYAD-421 SS1 is the source of this 1626-nucleotide messenger RNA. RefSeq lists its product as uncharacterized. The record is from RefSeq and is a predicted model, not a curated record. Lineage: Eukaryota; Fungi; Basidiomycota; Agaricomycetes; Polyporales; Polyporaceae. Bases 1 to 1626 code for a protein of 541 amino acids. The transcript is spliced from 3 exons.
AUGGCUUCUGCUGCGUCCCCAUCUACGCCGUCCGGGGGGGUAAACUCGUCGAUGUGGGCCAACCAGCCUCCUAGCAGGCAGGGAUGGGGUCGGAACGGCGAAUCAGGCCCCGCCUUCCGCGGCGCGAGCCGAGCCAAAGAUACAUCCCAGAAUGCCCCUCCCCUUGCACCGGCUGCGUCCAGCACUCCUGCUCCCCCAAGUGGAACCCCCUCUCCUGCACUGUCGAAAGCAUCAAGCCAGUCGAAGGACACUCACCCUCGCCCGCGAAAGACCUCUGAAGCAAAGCCUCCGCGCAAAGUAGUACCUCCAAUCGUGGUCGAGCCUCCACCGAUCGCAGCAUCUAAUUCACCUAUAUCUGCAACGACUCCGAUUCGCUCUCGCCGAAAACGCUCGCAGAACCGCAGCAUGUCUAACUCCUCGUCAAAGAAGUCACUCUCUACGGAGUCUAGCACGAGCCAUUUGCGUGCCGAGAAAUCGCCCACAAUCACCAAGGACCUCCCCCCGCAUCUUGCACCUGUCCCUCCCGAAACGCCAUCGUUCGAUAUCAAGCACGACAUCAACGCUCUUGUCGAGCGUGUGCGGGCCGUGGCAAUGGAAAGGCCAAACACGCCAGGUAGCCACAUCGACUGGGCCGGAGAGGACGAUGACAGCCUGCCUGACUUGGACGAUUGGGGUGUCAAGAGCGUAACGGACAAGAGCACGAGCAGUUCUAUACCAGAGCAGCCCGAGAAGCCUGACUUACUCUCUCCCAUGCUAGCCGACGCGUUGAGACCUCUGCCUAGCGUCGAAGUGGGGACCCCUCUCGCCGUGUCAGCUGCCCCCACCGCCGAGAAGGCGCCUGCACCUGCCCAGCCUUUAACCAGUGGCGAAGUUGGAAAUAACACGCCUCGUGGCCCAACCAGUUUGAAGGCUCACUCGGACAAGUUUGUGGUGGACAGGGCUCCUCUAGCCGGCCUAAAGAAACAAACGGAAAGGAAAAAGGCAGACGCUCAUGCGAAGUCCCCUGAACAAUCCGCUUCGGUCCCCAAACCCGCUGCGGAACAAGCAACAGCACCCAAACAGCCUUCACCAAAGCAAGCAAACCACCCUCUUCAUCCUUCCCUCCCCCCAAAGCCGAUUGAAGCGAUCGAUGCGCUCACGAAGCGUGUCCCUCGGAAGCCCGCCCCCGUACAGACCCCAGACCCCGCCGCCGACUAUGAUGUGCCGCUCAAGAGCGGAUUAUCAGAAUCUAUGCAUGCUCCUAAACCUAACAGCUCAAUCUCGCCCGAGAGUUCUGGCGACUCCCCUUCGCCCGAGCCUCAAGGUGUCCCCGCAUCGAAGCCUGCUCCCGUACACUCCGCUCCUAGUUAUAUCACCACCCACUCUACGCCAUCCUUCCAGCCUGGUCAUGGUCGUGCGCAUACCAUCGGCCGUCCACGGGACCUUCGGAUGCCGCACGGCGCCUCACCCGCCGCUUUCGAUGGACACCCGGACGAACGCCCUGGUACGUCAACGGCGCAUUCGCGGACUGUGCAUGCAUCGCGCCCCGUUAUCACCGUCGCUGCGCUUUCUGGUCUUGCUCGGGCCUUGGGAGGAACGCCUCCGAAGCGCGAGGCCGCAAGUGUCGCUGCAGCGUUGAAGGACUGA